Molecule: messenger RNA, 2267 nt
Organism: Perkinsus marinus ATCC 50983
Lineage: Eukaryota; Perkinsozoa; Perkinsida; Perkinsidae
Product: glutamate--tRNA ligase, putative
Exons: 2
Coding region: 10-2250 (746 amino acids)
Biological process (GO): translation; glutamyl-tRNA aminoacylation
Cellular component (GO): methionyl glutamyl tRNA synthetase complex; cytoplasm; cytosol
Molecular function (GO): glutamate-tRNA ligase activity; ATP binding
Source: RefSeq, a predicted model, not a curated record
AUCGUCAAUAUGACACUACAAAAGAUCGUAGUGAACACUACCUUGUCGGGGUACCACUCCCCUCUAACCUCCCUCAUUGCAAGUGCUCUCGUAAACCUCGUCAACCCCAACAGCGUCAUUUUCCGCCAUGUUGAGAAGAUCCCUCGAGCUCCCGAGUCUGCCACUUUAUCUGUGAUGAUCAACGGUGCUACCUCUAUCCUCAACAGCGACCUUUCUCUGGCUCGGUUCAUCGCCAGCGCGGCCCCUUCCAGCUACGGCCUCUAUACCCCUAGCCCUCAGAUGGAGGCCUGGCUUGACCUUGUGGACAACACGCAGAAGUUGGGUAAUGAUACCCUGAAGACCAUCAAUGAUGAGCUUGCCCUCAAGACCUACCUCAUCGGCAACUCCCUCACCCUGGCUGACGCAGCUGUGUGGGCUCUCAUCGCCCGUAGCGGUGGCGCCUCUCGACUGAAGCCCUUCCCUCACGUGUCGAGGUGGUGGAAGUAUCUUGAGGCCCAGCCAGCCUUCAUCACUGCCAUGGAGGAGUCUAAGAACAGCAGUCAUCAGAAGUCGUCUUCUGCUGCUACUGCUGGCAAGGAAGAGAAGAAGGGCAAGGGCAAGGACCAGGCUAAUCUCGAGAACAAGCUCCCCGGCGCGGAAAUGGGCAAGGUCGUCACAAGGUUCCCUCCUGAGCCCUCUGGAUACCUCCACAUUGGCCACGCUAAGGCCGCCCUUCUGAACGACUACUACGCUAGAGCGUACAAGGGCAAGCUCAUCAUCCGUUUCGAUGAUACCAACCCUGCUAAGGAGAAGGCUGAGUACGAGCAGAGUAUCAUUGAAGACCUCGGGAUGCUGGGCAUCCAUGGCGAUCAGCUCACCCAUACGUCCGAUAAUUUCCCUCUCCUGCAGAAGUACAUGGAGAAGAUGAUCAAAAUGGGUAAGGCCUACGUUGACGACACUCCUGUUGACGUUAUGCGGGAGGAGAGGUCGAAGGGUGUUGAGUCUAAAUGCCGUAAUAGGAGUGUCGAUGAUAACAUCGCCCUAUGGCACGAGAUGCUCAACGGUACCGAGGUUGGUCAGACAUGUGUGGUUCGGGCGAAGAUAUCAAUGACCCACAAGAACAGGUGUAUGCGUGAUCCUACUUUCUACAGAGUCAUCACUGAUGUUCCUCAUCAUAAAUACGGUUUCCAAUACAAGGCGUAUCCUACCUACGAUUUCUGCUGUCCUAUUAUCGAUUCUAUUGAAGGCGUCACUCACGCCCUUAGGACUAUCGAGUAUGCUGAUCGUAAUGAGCAGUAUCACUGGGUCAUCGAUACUCUGGGUCUGCGCAACGUUACCAUUUAUGAAUUCUCUCGUAGUAACUUCGUCCACACGCUCCUGUCUAAGCGUAAGCUCACUUGGUUCGUUGACAACGGCUACGUCUCUGGCUGGGAUGACCCCCGCUUCCCUACUGUGCGCGGUGUGCUUCGCCACGGUAUGACCGUUGAUGCCCUGAGGGACUUCGUAUUGACUCAGGGGGCGUCUAAGGCCGGCAACCUGAUGGAGUGGGAUAAGAUAUGGACCAUCAACAAGCAGAAGAUCGACUCUGUCGUGCCACGUUAUGCAGCGGUUGGUGACGAUGCUGUUGAGCUUCUACUUGAAGGAGCACCAACCACUCCUACUGGCAAGGACGAGCCUAAGCAUCCUAAGAACCCCUCAUUGGGCAAGCGUUUGAUCAUGUUAUCGGAUCAUGUUCUCAUUGAUGCCGGUGACGCUGCUGAGCUCCAGAAAGGGGAGGAGGUUACUCUCAUGCACUGGGGUAACGCAGUUAUCGAUGAGAUUACUAAGGUUGGUGAUAAGGUUACUAGUCUCAAGGGCCACCUGCAUCUUGAAGGGAGUGUGAAGACUACUAAGAAGAAGCUCCAAUGGGUGGCGAAGGUGGACAAUCUUGCUCAUCUCAAAUUGAGGGAGCUGGACUAUCUCAUCACGAAGAGAAAGGUUGAGGAUGAUGAUAAUGUCGAGGAUUUGGUGAACCCGAACUCGGAAGUCGACGUGAUGGCUCUUGGAGAUCCUCUUAUCGCCGCUACCUUGAAAAAGGGCGAUCGCAUUCAGCUGGAGAGGAAGGGUUAUUUCAUUGUUGAUAAGAUUCCGAUGCCUUCGAAUGGCAAUGUGAUGACACUGAUCAACAUUCCUGAUGGUAAGACUAAGACCAUGACUGGCGACCUCAGGACUGGCGUGGACGUCACUUCCUCCUCAUCCCCUGAGCCUAGUAGGGAUGCCAAGAAGCAGUAGGAGUGUUAGAGGCGGUU